Messenger RNA from Drosophila ananassae, 1514 nucleotides. RefSeq names its product fibrinogen-like protein 1. The record is from RefSeq and is a predicted model, not a curated record. The transcript is spliced from 2 exons. The coding region runs from base 35 to 1423 and encodes 462 amino acids. Lineage: Eukaryota; Metazoa; Arthropoda; Insecta; Diptera; Drosophilidae.
GCUUAGUUUUUUUUCAACCUGCACAUAGAGCACAAUGAAACCACGGAGCGUUAUAGCGCUUUUUCUGUCUGUUUAUUUCCUGACAGAUUUUACUUUGGCCGAUAUGGAGUUUGUUAACAACACAGGUGAACUACAAUUGAAAAUUCCCGAAGAUUCACGAGAGUUGACUGAAAAUGUGUUAAAAACUUUUGACCUCUUUUUGAAGAGUGUUGUGGAUAUGAACAUAUCCACGGUUACAAGCAAUGAAUCUGAAAAUCGGUUAAGAGAAAUAAAAAAAGAAAUAGAGAGAAAAGAUGAGAAAAUAAACUCUCUAACCGCGGAGAUUAAAAGCAAAGAUGAACUUAUAAUCACAUUAUACGCACUGAUUAAGAGCAACGAUGCUCUUAAAGAAACUCAAACUCACAUUGCAGAGAUGAUAAGGAAUAUAACAAGUGAAAUGAACAAAACAAACAAUGAAAUAUUUUAUAAAGAUACUUCAAUAAGUUCUUUAAAUAAACAAAUUGAAGAAAAAAAUGAAGAACUUAAAAAAAAUAGUGAAGCAACGGCCGCAUUAAAUAAAAAGCUACUUAGUUGUUUGAACAAUAUUAAUCAAAAAAAUUAUACUUUGAUUGAAGUCCGUGGAAAAGAAGAGGAAAUCAAAAGAAAAGACGAACUUCUAAAUAAAAAAGAUGAAGAAUUCCAGGAUAAAUUCCAUCAGGCAAAGGGCAAGGAUGCCCAAAAUACAGACCUAAACAGACAAAACAAUGUUAUAUCUCAAAACUUCACUAAAACUAAUGAAAAACAUGGAAAAUGGAAUGAAAUAAAAUCUUGUCUUAUUGCUGACGAAGGCAUUUUCCAUAUAAAGCUUCCGGAAGUGAGUGCAUUCGAAGCUCCUUGUAAUGGACGUGGUUGGAUGAUAAUUCAACGACGGAUAGAUGGGAGCGUUGAUUUUAGCCGGAAUUGGACUGAUUACAAAGAUGGGUUUGGCAAUUUGACGGGAGAGUUCUUCUUAGGCCUGGAAAAGUUGCACCUCAUAACUAAAUCGAGGCAGCACGAGCUGCUAAUCCGUUUGGGAAAAGUGGAUGGGUCCACUAGCUUCGCCCUGUAUGAUGAUUUCAGGAUUGGCAGUGAGGAGAAAUCCUAUCCAUUGGAAUCUAUUGAAUAUUCUAAAGGAGAUGCGGGCGAUUCACUAGAAUACCUUAAGAACAUGAAGUUCUCAACCUUCGACAGGGAUAAUGACAUAUCUGACUUAAAUUACGCUGACUUGAAUGGUGGUGGCUGGUGGUUUAAAGACGGUUCACACAGCUCCCUAAACGGAAUAUUCAUCAAAGAUGGGAAAUGGACGACAGGAAAAAGUGGCAUAAUCUGGGGUAGUUGGCAUAAAUUCGACUAUUUUGUUUCACUCACAUUUGUGGAAAUGAUGAUAAGACCCGCACUGUUUUGAGAUAUUUUUAGUGUAUGGAAUUUUGGAAUCUCGCCUCGCAACACUUUUAGUAACCUUGUUAAAAAUAAAAUAAUUAAGCAGCGCAAAAGUA